Molecule: messenger RNA, 2252 nt
Organism: Gryllus bimaculatus (two-spotted cricket)
Lineage: Eukaryota; Metazoa; Arthropoda; Insecta; Orthoptera; Gryllidae
Source: the annotation of a GenBank genome assembly
CAGAGGAGCAGUUCCUGCUGUCGGCCAUGGACUUCUUCAUCCCGGCGGCCAGCGCCGUCUCCUCCACGCUCGUGUUCGCCCUCGUCUUCAUGCUGCACCAGCCAGAGGCGGCUGCGCGCGUGCGCCAGGAGCUGGACCACGUGGUCGGCCGCUCGCGCCUGCCUCACCUCGACGACCGCGCCGCGCUGCCGUACACAGAGGCCACGUUGAGGGAAACAAUGCGACGAGCCACGCUUGCCCCCAUCAGCGUCCCACACCGCGCCACCGAAGACACCAACUUCAUGGGCUACGACCUGCCCAAGGACUCGAUGGUCAUCACGUGCCUGUGGAGCAUGCACAUGGACAAGGAGUUCUGGGGCGACCCGGAGGCCUUCCGGCCCGAGCGCUUCCUGGACGACCAAGGUAAGCGGCUGUGCGCGGGCGAGACGUUCGCGCGCCACUACCUGUUCCUGUUCUUCGCGGGGCUGAUGCAGAACUUCCGCUUCCGGAUGCCCGACGGGCAGAAGCCGCCGCCCAUGGACGGCCACCGCCCGGGCAUCAUCGAGUCCAUCCCGCCCUUUUGGGUGGAGGUGCAGCCGCGCGACUAAACGACACAAACCAACCGAAACAAGGAAGAGUUCAUCUCUAUAAACAGUAUUGUUCUACAGAGAAGUGGCAUAUCUGUAGAUUGGUUUUGCCGAUUUGUUUUCUCAGAUCACAUGCACACAAGGGUCCAAAAAUUAUAGACUAAAACAUUUUUAUCACAUUAACAGGUAAAAAUUAUUAUAUUGAUCAUAUUGUAUCUAUAGUUCUUUUUAUAAAAAAUAAGGGAUAGUGUAACUACAAAUAUAAAUUUUAUAUUUCAUCUGCAGAAAAUCGUGUGUGGAAAAUAAUAAUCAGUAUGCAUAUGUAAAAUAUUCCAGCCAAUGGGAACUGUAUUUAUUUACCAGAAAUAGAGAGAAUGUGAUAUAUUGGACUUGCCAAGAUUAGUGAAAGCUGUUUUUUCUAAAAGUCAGUUUGUUUCAAAUCACUGGUCGUAUUGUCAACUAGCGUAUAUCGAACCGACCUAAAUUAUUAUUUAAAAAAAUAAAAUAAAAAAAGAGGUUAUGAACUGCAAUGAGUUCCGAUGGUCGAAACUCCAAUCGUGCAAUUCGCUUUACAUCUAAAAGGCAAAAGAAAAUUUCUUGACCAUUGGCAGUGAAAAACAGUAACUUUUAACUGUAUAUAAUGCAUUGUUUAAUGACACCAAUUCCCAUUGUGAAUAAUUUGUAAUUGUACACUCUAAAGUAUAUUUCAUUUUUGAAGUAGACGUUUCGGGUUGUUAGUGAAUUAAUUGAUACACGAGCAAGUUUUUAAAAAGCGUAAUUUGGUUCAAUUGAAUAAUACUAGACCGCUAAAUACUUACUGAUAUACUUUCGCGUAUAAUUUUCAACGGUUAUCUAAUAUUAUAAUUUUGAUCCUUGUAUUUCACUUAUUAACACUUCAAAAUUCGUCUAAAAAUUCAAGCAAUACAACUCAUAAUUACGCAAUGCAUGUAAUAUUUUGAAAAGAGUAAUAAUUUAGAAUUUAAUAUCUAAAAUACUUUUUAUUGCUUUUAAAUAUUUAGACCUGUAAGGGAAAUAGGGUUUUCAACAUUACAAUAAAUUAAUUUUGUUUUUUCGCUUCCUCUCUGUUAAGGCUUAAAAAUAGUCGUUAACAUUUUUUAAGUAGAGCAACAAUAUGAAAUUCGAAAUGCUGCCGGGUCGUAUCACACUGUGACCACCGGUCUUGGUUCCUGCAUUAUAACAAUUGUAGGCAGUAAGUGAAAAUUGUGCUAAGUUCCAAAAGUGAAAUUCCGAGAUAAUUAAGAAAAGCUAUAUCCAAAAUAUAAAGAAUAUCAGAUAGUCCCUUUUACAUCUUUUUUCGCUUGAUACUUGCUGUUCGGUACGAAAUGAUUAUUUUUACAUUUAGGCACUUUGCCCGGCUUUCCUUUAUGCUCCACAAUUAUGUUGUUAGCACAUGCAAGCAUUAGAAUCUGUUUGCAAAUACUAAAUGUGUCAAGCAGUCUAAAUAUUUUACAUUUUACAGAAUUUACGGAAAUUAAUUUAUACAAGUCACUGGAAUUGCAAAAUUUAAAAAUAAUGUCAGUUGUCAUCCAGUAAAAUGUUAAUGAUUUUCACGGGUGUUUUCAUAUAAUAGAAUUAAAGAUCUAAUUUAGAAAAAUGUAUUGCAUGGGGAAGGAAAUUUCAAGUCAUAAUAUUGAACCUCUGUAUAUUUUAAUUUUUGUGGGUAGU